AUGGCGCACGCACAGUUGACCGUUUUUGCUAAAAUGUUUGGCAAGAAUGAGGAACUCCUCAAUGUUCAGCCCGAAAGGCGUGGAGACAACCUACGGUGCUUCUUCGACACNNNNACUUGCGCUUUGCAAAGGACCCCCGGAUACUAUGGGGCUUGCGAGUUGCAGAUGACCCCGACAAUGGGUAUGGGAGUCUUCCCUGACAGUUACCUCAGUUGA
Molecule: messenger RNA, 216 nt
Organism: Perkinsus marinus ATCC 50983
Lineage: Eukaryota; Perkinsozoa; Perkinsida; Perkinsidae
Exons: 3
Coding region: 1-216 (71 amino acids)
Source: RefSeq, a predicted model, not a curated record